Messenger RNA from Cercospora beticola, 2982 nucleotides. Its product is annotated as Vps72/YL1 family protein. Gene Ontology annotation, cellular component: nucleus. Gene Ontology annotation, biological process: regulation of DNA-templated transcription; chromatin remodeling. Lineage: Eukaryota; Fungi; Ascomycota; Dothideomycetes; Mycosphaerellales; Mycosphaerellaceae. Gene Ontology annotation, molecular function: ATP-dependent H2AZ histone chaperone activity. The record is from RefSeq and is a predicted model, not a curated record.
AUGUCCGACGACGAGAGCUCUGGCUCGUCUUCUGGAGACGAAGAUGUCGCCACAUCCGGACUCAUCGCUACGCGCGCGAAACGAGCGACCGCAGGAAACCUGUAUUCGUCACUCCGCGAAAUCCUGGACGAUGAAGAGCUGCAGAAACAGCUUCUCGCCGAGGAUGAGGAUGACCAAGGCGAAUUCGUGGGAUCCGACAAAGAUGACGACGAUGCGAUGUCCUCGUCGGGCGACGAAGACGAUGCUGGACCCCCGCAGGAUGGCGAGAAGGAGGACUUGGAGGGCGAGCGGGAGUUGAAGAAGCAGGAACGCGCCCAGCUGAAGCGGAAGCGAAAGAUUGAGGAGGCGAAGAUGCGUCUUCCUAAGUUUGGGCAGAAAAAGAGAGUCAAGCUGGCCGACGAUGUCAAGACGGAGGAUGGCUCUGCCACGCCGGUGGAGAGGCCUAAGAAGAAGAGCGAGAGGCAGAAUUGGCUACCCACUGAGGCCGAUAUGCCUGUCAGACAGUCGAGUCGAUCGACAGCUGUGGCGAAUCGAGAAAUGGUGCAUACCAAUCUGAAACAAAGCAUCGCGCGGAGUGAGAAGCAGAAGAAGGUUAUGGCGAAUCAUGCUGCGAAGGUGAAGGCUAACACGCGUGCCGUGCUCACGCAGGAGGAACGUUUUGCCAAAGCUGCCAAGAUCGAGAAGGAGACGGCGAAGGAGUUUGGCAGAUGGGAGAGAGAAGAGGCGGAGAGACAGCGGCUGCGAGAGGAGGCUCUGGCUGCGAAGCGGAGGCGAGGCAUAGAGGGGCCAGUGAUCAGAUAUUGGAGUGGUAGUGUGCUGUGGGAAGGCGACAAGAUCAAGGACAACCGCUUGCAUGGCAGUCAGAAAGUAGACGAGAUCAAAGAUCGGCCAGGAAGUGCUGGAGGCGUGAGUGUCAGCGGAGACGCAGGCAAAGACGAGCUUGCCUCAGGGCACUCGACAGAAUAUGCCACGGCCAACGGAAGUCCCGCACCACCAAGCGUACCGGCGACACCUGGCUUCCCCGGCAGCCGACCUUUGCAGCCUGCGCAUCCUCCUCUACAGCCUGAACCACCAGUAGCAGGCCCUUCGUCCUGGUUAGAUGGCAUUCACGAAUAUGCAAAUGGUUCUGGCACGUCGACACCCCUCCAACCGGGAACCUACACCCCUAGCACUCCAGCACUCAAUACACCGCCUGUUGCUUCCAACGGACUGCCCAUGUUAGCGCCGCAGCCGUCGGCAGCGCAGCAUAUGUCAAGCCAAGCCCCGAUCUAUCAUGGCUUGCCACCAUAUGGUACAUACGGCCAAUUCCAGCUCAACACACCACAACAACAAGUGCCGGAGCCCCCUCCGCCGCCUCUCAUUAAGGAACAAGCCCAGCGCUCUUUGAUCAUGCUCGAGGCCUUUGAGAACCUUGAUGCGCCAACGACAAGCAAGCGCAGCUCAUCAAGGGCGCAGAAAGAGAAUCUACUAGAGCCUACCCCCGUCGCGUCAAUACUCCUUCCAGGCUCAUAUCCUCACUUUGCACCGGAAGAAGCACGGUAUCUCACGCAUAAAAAGCGUGCGACAGCUAAAGAGCAUCUUCCGCCUCCCCCGACAAAAGCGAAAUGUGCGCUCACGCCCUUUCCUGCAAAGUUCCGAGAUCCAAAGACCGGAAUUUCGUAUGCUGGUCUUAUGGAAUACAAAAUGGUUCAACGGCUGUUGGCUGGCGGCUGUCAGUGGAGCUCUAUGCUUGGCUGUUGGGUUGGACCGACUUAUGGAGAUCUGGGGAGGGCAGCGAGAGGGGUGCCUGACGAUUUCGAAACACCAGCGAAUUCGAAAGGUAGAGAGAAUGAAGUGGAGCUCAAAGCUGAGAGUGCAGGUUGAAAGACGCUGUGAUGGAUGCAGCAGCUUCCUGAGACGCGGACCCGAUGACAUCUAGCUACAGUGAAUCAAUGCCCAGGAUGGCUCAGGAGGAGCCUAUUUUUUCCUCCGAUCAUCUUGACAACCCGAAACUGCAUAUGAGUUCGCAACGCGAGAUCUUGCGCGACCUACUAGCCAGCGGCAGCAUCCGCUGUGCUUCUUCCUGGUAGCAAUGUUGCGUUGCAAUGCAGGUCUGUGGUCGACGGAGUCCGUGGUAGCGACAUGUCCUUAGGAAGGCCUUCAAAGCUCGGACCAAUUCAAGCACAAUAUUUUUGUUCCGCCCUUCUCUGCCCACUCGACCUUCUCAUCACUCCAUUUGGUCAGCAUACAGCCUGCUGUUGGGGCGCAAACGGUCCGGGAUAUCUCGAUAUAUACUGGUGAAGCAAGAGGGCGUGAUAUUGAGUGCAAGCUCCGCUCGCGGCUGAUCCAAAGAGGUCUGCCGCAAGAUGAUUUCGACUGGGGUGUGAUGCAAGAGAGGUCCUUUUAUGAUGAUCGGGCGUUUCCGAUUAACCGGCUACGACAACUCUGAAUCUUGCAGGUCGACUGUGGAAAUGGCGUUGCAAAGGGGAACAAUGGGCGCUUGACAAACUUCUGAAAUUACUGGCAGAAUUGUUCGUACGUCUCUGUUUUUUUACAGAUACGCCGUGCAACGCCGCAGAAGCUCCUGACAGAAAUCAAGUUUGAUCUGCUGAUCGAGCAGGCUAUGCGCGAAAUUUCAACUUUCGUUAAGUUUGUUCUUGGGUGAGAAAGCCUCAAGAAUGCUUUUCUUGAGGAAGUCGAAGCAAGUGUGCCAUUCGGUGGGGAUCUUGAGCCUAUGGCGGUGCCCUCCACUAUCCAGAAAACAAUAGACGAGAGAAGAAGCUGGCCUUCAAACAAUUGUCUUUCGAGCUAAUUCCCGUCCACAGAGUGUAGUUGACCUCAGUCGUGGCCAUGCGGCUUCAAUUCCACGCCAGCUUGUCUGCAGAGGAUAGACGACUAAAUUACCUCUGACAAAUCGCUUUCAUCAAUGGACAACAAGCUGAGGUCCUAUUGCGUGCGACACUGACAAAGCAUUGUGCGCUUGCAGCUGAAACGGAACCGGGG